CCGGCGCUAAACUUAUCUCACCAAUCGCCGCAAAUCUCACUCACUUCGUACAUGAGCAUGAAACUAUAAAUUGUGAUCGGGGCAUGGUGAUGUAGAGAAAACUUGGAUUUGGUCUUUCUAUGUAGUGCGAUUGGGGCCGAGAAGUUCUGUGGCCAUGGCGUCGAUCGUGGCUCGUAGAUCAAUUCGCAUGCACCUGUUGCCAUGUUUUAUCGAUGCCAUUCCAUGCAGAGCGCAGCAAGAGCGAGCACUAAUUCCUUUCGGGAUUGACACAAUUGUACCUACUUCGAUCAGACAUCGUCGAAUUGUCCCUAUCUCCACUGUGUCCUGUUCGGCUGCGAUGCGAGAGGAUCAAGCGGCUUUUCACAGUGAGAAGAUGGAGCAAAAGGGAAAACUUGAUGAUGGAAAGCAGGAGAUAGGGAGUCGGAGUGGAGAGCGGUUCCGUUUAACUGGAUCAUGCGCACUGGUUCUUCAACGUGGUGACAUAACGAAGUGGCAUAUAGAUGGGAAGACCGAUGCAAUUGUAAAUGCUGCCAAUGAGAGGAUGGUUGGUGGGGGAGGGGUUGAUGGAGCGAUUCACGCAGCUGCUGGGAAACAGUUGUUGGAGGCUACCAAAAAAAUUCCAAUUUCAGAAGGAGUCCGCUGUCCAGUUGGAAGUGCUGUUCUCACUCCAGGGUUCAAAUUGCCAGUGUCGAAGAUCAUCCAUACCGUGGGACCAAUUUAUUAUAUUGAAGGGAAUCCAGCCAGCUUAUUAGCGAAAGCUCACAAAGAAUCAGUUCGUCUUGCUACAGAGAAUGGAUUGAAGUAUAUUGCUUUUCCAGCCAUAUCUUGCGGUGUGUAUGGAUAUCCCAUUGAAGAGGCAGCAGAGAUUUCCAUACAGUCACUUCGGGAGAGUGCCGGGGAAUUGUUGGAGGUACAUUUUGUUCAUUUUCAGGCAGCUACAUAUCGUGCAUGGCUUGCUGAAGCCAAGGUGAAGCUAGAGAAGCUUACUGACUCUUAAUCUCUUGGUUUUAGUCGUAAUUUUUGUUAGAUAACUACUGGCUCUGCUAUGGAGAACGCCACGCCAUUCAGAUAUUAGUCCCUGGGAAAAACAAAUCCUGAAAUAUAAUUAGUCAUUUUCUACCAACGAAUUUUAAUCUUGAAUUUGAGUUCUUUAACUCAUCGAAGGCUGCAAGGAUAUGACUAACUUGAUCAAUGAAUUGGGUGACUCUAAUUACACCAGUUGAUAUUUAA
Messenger RNA from Physcomitrium patens, 1230 nucleotides. RefSeq lists its product as uncharacterized. The record is from RefSeq and is a predicted model, not a curated record. NCBI's taxonomy places the organism in Eukaryota, Viridiplantae, Streptophyta, Bryopsida, Funariales, Funariaceae.